Eubalaena glacialis (North Atlantic right whale) is the source of this 2838-nucleotide messenger RNA. Its product is annotated as calcium-independent phospholipase A2-gamma. Gene Ontology annotation, biological process: arachidonate metabolic process. The transcript has a single exon. Gene Ontology annotation, cellular component: membrane. The record is from RefSeq and is a predicted model, not a curated record. Bases 255 to 2306 code for a protein of 683 amino acids. Lineage: Eukaryota; Metazoa; Chordata; Mammalia; Artiodactyla; Balaenidae.
AUGCGAGAAGUCUUUGUGGGAAGCAGAGGAGCAAGCAGCUGCCUUUCUUGUGCUCGCCUAAACGUUUCUGGAGGAUAAGCCACGUCAGUCUACAAAGAGGUUUUCAUACAAGCAAAAUAAGAUGUAAAUGGACCAAAAGUGAAGCUCAUUCUUGCAGUAAGCACUGUUACUCUCCAAGCAACCAUGGUUUACGUUUUGGAAUUUUGAAACUUAGCACUUCUGCUCCCAAGGGACUUACAAAAGCGAGCCUUUGUAUGUCCCGUAUUAAAAAUACUUUGAACUCUGUUUCGAAGGCUGUUUUUGGCAAGCAGAAUGAAAUGAUCUCUCGUUUAGCUCAACUUAAGCCAAGUCCUCGAAUAUUAAGAAAAGUGUCAGAUGGUGGCUGGUUAAAACAGAAAAACAUUAAACAAACCAUCAAAUUUCUGAAAAAAUACAGCAACAAAUCAGCAGAAAAGGGUUCUUUUGCAGCAAAGGAAAGUCACGUUAUGGAGAAAGAAGAUAUAGGUAAACAAAGCCUUUUUCAUUACACGAAUAAUCUAACCACAAAAUUUGGAGAGUCAUUCUACUUUUUAUCAAGUCAUAUUAAUUCAUACUUCAAGCGUGAGGAAAAAAUGUCUGAACAAAAGGAAAAUAAACAUUUCCAGGACAAAUCAGAACUUGAACUUAAAAAGACUGAAGACGAGAAACCCAGUUCUCCAGAUCCUGGCGUCCUGACUGAUAAGAAGCUGGGCUCAGAAGCUUCUUUAUGUUCUGAGGACAAUGCUGCAAGUCCCAGUGGGACGCCUGAGGUUCUUCCCAUUUCUACUAAACAAAGUAUUGCUAACUUUCUUUCUCGUCCCACUGAAGGUGUACAAGCUUUAGUAGGUGGUUAUAUUGGUGGACUUGUCCCCAAACUAAAGUGUGAUUCAAAGAGUCAGUUAGAAGAGCAGGAAGAGGCGAUGAAAGCUGAGCAGGCCAUCAGCAAAGACAAAAAUGCAGAGGAGAAAAGGCGGCUAUCUCUUCAGCGAGAAAAGAUAAUUGCCAGAGUGAGUAUUGAUAACAGAACCCGGGCAUUAGUUCAAGCGUUAAGAAGAACAACUGACCCAAGGCUCUGCAUUAAUAGAGUUGAAGAACUGACGUUCCAUCUUCUAGAAUUUCCUGAAGGAAAAGGAGUGGCUGUCAAGGAAAAAAUUAUUCCAUAUUUACUACGAUUGAGACAAAUUAAGGAUGAAACUCUUCAGGCUGCAGUUAGAGAAAUUUUGGCCUUAAUUGGCUACGUGGAUCCAGUGAAAGGAAGAGGAAUCCGGAUUCUCACAAUUGAUGGUGGAGGAACAAGGGGUGUGGUUGCUCUUCAGACCCUACGAAAAUUAGUUGAACUUACUCAGAAGCCAGUUCAUCAACUCUUUGAUUACAUUUGUGGUGUAAGCACAGGUGCUAUAUUAGCAUUCAUGUUGGGAUUGUUUCACAUGCCCCUGGAUGAAUGUGAGGAACUUUAUCGAAAAUUGGGAUCAGAUGUGUUUUCACAAAAUGUCAUUGUUGGAACAGUCAAAAUGAGUUGGAGCCAUGCAUUUUAUGACAGUCAAACAUGGGAAAACAUUCUUAAGGAUAGAAUGGGAUCUUCACUAAUGAUUGAAACAGCAAGAAACCCCAUGUGUCCUAAGGUAGCUGCAGUAAGUACCAUAGUGAACAGAGGGAUAACGCCAAAAGCCUUUGUGUUCAGAAACUAUGGACAUUUUCCUGGAGUCAACUCUCACUAUUUGGGAGGCUGUCAGUAUAAAAUGUGGCAGGCCAUCAGAGCCUCAUCUGCUGCUCCCGGCUACUUUGCAGAGUAUGUGUUGGGAAAUGAUCUUCAUCAGGAUGGAGGUUUGCUCCUGAAUAACCCUUCAGUGUUAGCAAUACACGAGUGUAAAUGUCUUUGGCCAGACGUCCCAUUAGAGUGCAUAGUAUCCUUGGGCACUGGACGUUACGAGAGUGACGUGAGAAACACUGCGACACACACGAGCCUGAAAACCAAACUGUCUAAUGUUAUCAACAGUGCUACAGACACAGAAGAAGUCCAUGUAAUGCUUGAUGGUCUGUUACCUCCUGACACCUAUUUUAGAUUUAAUCCUGUUAUUUGUGAAAACAUACCUCUAGAUGAAAGUCGAAAUGAAAAGCUGGAUCAGCUGCAGUUGGAGGGGUUGAAGUACAUAGAAAGAAAUGAAGAAAAAAUGAAAAAACUUGCAAAAAUAUUAAGUCAAGAAAAAACAACUCUGCAGAAAAUUAAUGACUGGAUAAAACUAAAAACUGACAUGUAUGAAGGCCUUCCAUUCUUUUCAAAAUUGUGAUGAGUGUGUGCAUGUAUAGCCUCCUAACUGGAUGCCUGUUGAGAAGAUCCACAGAAUUCAGUAAGGGGUUGUGGGGUUCAGCAGGACUGCCUUUGAAAUGCUUAGAAUUCUGGGGAAUCCUGAAAAGACAGUGGUCGGCCCAGCUUGCACAGUACAGAGAGGGUGUGCGUGGUUACAGAAUUCAUCUGGGAAUUAGGUUUUCAUGAUGUUAAUAGUUAACCACGCAUUAGGAAUCUUACUGUGCCAGUUGGUUUUAGUACAUAUUGGUGUUGUAUUGUUUGAUGUUUGAAAAUUUAUUAAUAUAUGUGCCAAACAAGGAUUGAAAGCUGUCAUAUUAUACUUGGUAUUUUUACUUCAGUCACCAUAAUCAUGUUAAAUUUAUUUGAUCAUUGAUCUUCUUUCAUGUGGAAAAGCUAAUUUCUUCUUAAAAUAAUUCAUCUCUUUAAACAUCACUUAGGUUUUCACUAGCUACAUUCUGCAUUCCAAAUGUUGCCUUCUACUAUUGUCAUAUCAUCUAAACAGAUGCAGAAAA